UUCCCCCAUUUGGCUCAUGAAAGCAUUUUGACUUGAAAGAUCCGUACAGAAAAUUAAUAAUUAUACCAUUUUCACUCAUGCAAAAGUUUUGACGAAAUUACUCGUACACAUGAUUUUCAAAUGGGACAAGAAUUGUAAUUCUCUGGAAAUAUUAAAGUGCUUGGCCGGCUUACCCCACCAAAAAGAUUUUCACAUUAACUUUUAGCUUUUCAAAGUCAUGGGCCGCAUAGAAAAUUUUUCCACAAUACACUAUUGAACUUCUCGUACGCUAUCAGACACUCGCUCAUUGCCCCUAAGCGUCUCAGAGCCCGACUCAUGGUUUAAGCUUGGUUCUGUGUCGCUAUUCUCAUUGUAUUAUCACUUUGCUCGUCUUUUCUUUUCAUACAUCGAGUGAAUAUCUCAGUUCUUCGGUCAGUUUCCAACGCAACCAUUGGUUUAAGCAAAUAUUGAGAGGAGACAACAACAAGAGGGGGGAAAAAGGAAUUUCUAGAAUUUAUAGAAGAAAUUAUGGCUGAGACAUAUGCUACCUCCGUUGCAAAGAAUCUUGCAUCGAAACAUGGUGAGUACGUGAUUGCUCACAUUGGACGUCAAUUUCGGUACGUGCUGUACUACAAGAGCUACGUCCAAGAUCUCAAAAAUAGAGUGAAGGAGCUAGAGAUUGUGAGGGAAAGGGUGCAAUGCUUGGUCAAUGAAGCCGUGUAUGACGGAAAACCUAUACACAUUGAUAUUAAGAAUUGGCCGGAGAAUGUGGAGAAUAAGGUUGAGGAAGCAGAAAACCUGUUAAAACAAGGCGAAAGUGCAAAUAUUCCUUGCUUCCGUGGGUGGCUUCCCAACCCCAUGGUGCGCCAUCCAAUUGGCAGGAAGGUGAAGAAGACGACUCAAGUCAUUCAGGGACUCCAUAAUGAAAGCGCAAAUAGUAAAUUCCAGAAAGUCUACUAUGAGAAUACUCCGAUAGGAAUCGUCACUGCUAACACUUCCACAGUAAGAUCUGUUGACAACAAAGAAGACGUCCUAGAGUCGAGGGCUUCAAUCAUAGAGGAUGUAAUGAAGGCUAUAGUUGAUGACAAGAUCUAUGUGAUUGGGGUGCAUGGACCAGGUGGGGUUGGCAAGUCCAAGCUUUUGGAGGACAUUGAAAGGCGAGUGAAGGAAGAGAAGCUAUUUGAUGUGGUUGCCAAGGCAAACAUAUCAUGCAAUCCAGAUAUAAAAAGAAUUCAAGGAGAAAUCGCAUAUGCUCUGGGUCUAAAGCUAAAAAGCUAUGCAACCUGUGGCGAGUAUGAAAAGAUGGCUCCUCAAUGGUUGAAAUCCUUAAAUAGAUUGAAGUUCUACAUGUUCGUGUGUGCCCUAGUUUAUCAAUCAUAUUUCCAUCUCCGACUUCAUCCCAAAGCUUGGGACAUUUGCAUGUAGAGAAUUGGGCCGGCUUAGUUCGUAUCGGGACUUGCUCAGUAGUGACAAGUCUGGUUCACCUUGCUGAACUAAUCGUAAGAGAUUGUGGUGCAAUGGAAGACGUGGCAACAGAUGAUGGAAAUGGACCAGAGGAGAUCUCUUUCCCCAAGCUGCAACUGUUGAUACUUGAUGGCUUACCAAGCCUUGAGAGCUUCUCCCCCACGAAUUGCGACUUCAGGUUCCCAUCAUUGGUGCAUAUUAUUGUGAUGCGGUGCCCCAAGAUGAAUAUAUUUUGCAAGGGUACCUUGAGGACACCAAAGCUAGAUAGAGUACUCCUUUCCAACGAGAAUAAUGAAGGGCGUUGGGAGGGUGACCUUAAUACCACCAUCCAAACCUUAUCGGCAUGAAAUGAUCCACACCAAAUUCAGUAAGUCAGAUGCUGGAAACCAAUAAGAUGAGAAAUCGGCUUGUCCCAUACAGAAGAAGUUGCAUUCAAGCUCUUCAGCUUUUCUUGAUCAUCAUCUUGCGCAGUGCGAUAUUCUCAAGGACUGCUUGGACCUUUUCUUUCUAUAUUUCUUCUUCCCCUUAUUCUGAAUAAAUUGACAUCUUAUCCCGUGGGGAAUUUGCUUAAUCAUCGUUCGGACAUUUCAUUGGAUUUGUAAUGUAAUGCUACCAGCACAUACAACCAUGAACUGCCAUUCUCUUGGCGAUUUGGCAUGUAGGAAUAAAAUUUCUUCAUCCACUCAAA
Syzygium oleosum is the source of this 2131-nucleotide messenger RNA. RefSeq names its product putative disease resistance protein At3g15700. Gene Ontology annotation, molecular function: ADP binding. The transcript has 2 exons. The record is from RefSeq and is a predicted model, not a curated record. Bases 508 to 1404 code for a protein of 298 amino acids. Lineage: Eukaryota; Viridiplantae; Streptophyta; Magnoliopsida; Myrtales; Myrtaceae.